Molecule: messenger RNA, 762 nt
Organism: Euleptes europaea (tarantolino)
Lineage: Eukaryota; Metazoa; Chordata; Lepidosauria; Squamata; Sphaerodactylidae
Gene: ZC2HC1B
Product: zinc finger C2HC-type containing 1B
Exons: 7
Coding region: 1-762 (253 amino acids)
Source: RefSeq, a predicted model, not a curated record
AUGAGAUUGAGACAUGAGCCAAUAUGCAAAAACGUUUUCGACAAAAAGCGCAAGCCAUUCAAUUCUCUGAAACAACGACUACAAGGAACUGAAAUUCCAACAGUAAAGAAGAAGCCACCACCAAAGAACCAAGAGAAAAAAUCUAACUGGAGACAACAGCAUGAGAACUUCAUUACUGCAAUCAGAGCUGCCAAGCUUGCCACUAUAGCCAUGAAAGAAGGCAGGCCCCUGCCGCCACCCCCUCCUCCAACCAUUAAUCCAGAUUACAUUCAGUGCCCUUACUGCAUGAGAAGGUUUAAUGAGGCUGCUGCAGAAAGGCACAUCAAUUUCUGCAAAGAACAAGCAGCCAGGCGGGCCUUUGCGCCAGGCCAGAAAGGAGCCAAACAGGCCCCCGGAAAACAAACAACUUCCAAAAAAGGACCAACCUUAACAAGUGCUGUGGGAACUCUGCUCCAGAACAAGCCACAAGAAAACACCAGUCCAAGCCAACCUGAAACAGUGGUCUUAAAUUAUGGAAGUGACUCCAAACAAGACCUGCUUGUGAGGCCAUUUGAGGAUUUCUCUGCUAAAGGGAAAACCCGCCGCCAGGCGUCCUCCGCACGGGCCACCGGCGCUCUUGUCCGCCUCAGAGAGUCCGGGAAACCGGCCGCUGUCGGUCGCUUCGGCCUCUGCAGCGCCCGGCCACGCUUCCGCUUCGGGGCGGGAGGCGCGCCAACCGCAGCCCCUCUCCUCCACCACGGCGACGAGGAGGCGGCAGAAUAG